Messenger RNA from Exophiala dermatitidis NIH/UT8656, 303 nucleotides. RefSeq lists its product as uncharacterized. Lineage: Eukaryota; Fungi; Ascomycota; Eurotiomycetes; Chaetothyriales; Herpotrichiellaceae. The coding region runs from base 1 to 303 and encodes 100 amino acids. The transcript has a single exon. The record is from RefSeq and is a predicted model, not a curated record.
AUGAUAAAGAUGAAAAAAGAGACCAGCCCGAAAACCUGCAAUAUCCUUUCGUAUGCAAAGGGGUCUCCCGUCCAGUCCAUUCUCAAGAACGGCCCCCAACCUACUGCAGUAUCCGUACUACGUCGUCUCGUCUCGACCACCUUUUUACGUGGACGCGCUGAAGAUCGAGGGUUGUGGGUGGUUGCUAUGCUCAGAUAUGGUGAAGCGGGCGCGUUGUCUAUCUUUCUGAUUCCCGUACACAACACACACAAGGGCACCUCCAGUUUUCUAGAUUUUUUGUUGAUGGAAACUACGGGAUGGUAG